AUGCAAAAAAAUGAGGGAAAAGAAAAUUUGUAUUUUAAGGGAUCCCCAUAUAGCCAUGUUAAUAAUCCGCGAAAUAAAUGCGCAAGCUACUUCGACAUAAAUCAGAUUAAGCAAUUAUGCACCACUCAAAGUGCAAAUGGGUAUGAACAAAUUUUUUGUCCAUAUUAUAAAGAAGAAGAAAAGGCAGUAAAAAAAAAUAAAAAAGAAAUACUCAACAUGAAAAUUUCAUUACCCUUGUCCCGGAGUGGUAACAACAAAAUGAAUCAAAUAAAGAAGAAAAAUUGGUACUCAAAAAGAAAAUCAUUAACUGAAUUAACACCCAUUCAUUACACCCAGUCGUACACAGCAACGGCAGACCAGUACAAAAAUUACGAGGAAACAGUAACAUCCAUAGGGCUAAAAGAAAAAAAAAGAAUGAAAUUAAAUCCUUUUAAUGAAGAUUCAGACUUUUUUCAUGGUAAUUCCUUUGAUCAAACACCAAGAAAAUGUUCUACAUUUAACAAUUCCAGAACAGAAGAAAAAGAAGAAGGCACAAAUGUGUAUAAUCCAAAUUCUAGUAUAAACAAAAGUAAUAAAAAAACAUUCAUUAAUACAAACAGUUCAUUAAAUAAAUAUGAUUUUAUUAGAUAUGUGUGUUCUCCUACGAAAAAAUCAUGUAACAAUAAAAAUACAAAAUCUGAAAAUGAAAUUUACAACACACCUAAAAAUAGUACUCCCAAACGAACAACCAAAACAGAUUUAUUCGAUAAUACCAAUUCGUAUAAUUAUAACCAUAGCACGGACAAUUCUAUUUUUGUUGCAUGUGAAAAAAAAAGCAAUAUACUUCACCAUAGCAGUUUUGACGAAUAUAAUGAAAAAUCCAGAAUUCAUGUGCAGCCCAUCGAUGACGAAAAUCCAGAAUCGAGCAAAGGGAAUAAAGUGCUCGAUGAUCGAAAUGAUCACAUCACAGUUUCUGAAAAAAAUGGAAUCAAUAAUACCAAAAAUUAUGACUUCAAAAAAGUCUCUGAAUAUGAACAAACAGUUGCUACAAACAGUACCAUAAAAAAUAACGGAAAAUGUUAUGAAGGGGGCACCACAAACGGCAGAAAUAACGACCGCUUGCAUUCCCCUAAGAAUGAUGAACAUAAGAAUGGAUUUAUCGAUUUGGAUAACUACGAUUCCAUCGAUCGACUCAGCAAGAACUUUUUCAUAAACAACAAAAAAAUUUUCAUCAAUGAUUUCAGCAAAUCUAAGGGAGAAUAUAUUAACCAUACCAAGGGCAACAUGGACAAUCAUAAUAGGAAUGUUUCUCGAAAUGAUAGCACAUUGCAUAAAAGCAUAGAAAAAGGGAAAAAUUAUAUUUACACACAAAAAAGAGAUGAAAAUAUCAGAGGAAAAGAUAACAAUCAAGGAAUUAACACAAAUGGUGAUAUCACACAACAAGACCCUUCUAGAAAAUUGAACGAUUCAAGUCGCGGAGACUGCAUUCAAUGUGACGUUGAUAAUUUCGAUGUGGAUAAUUACGAUGUGGAUAAUUACGAUGCAGAAAAUUGUGACAUCGAUAAUCACGAUGUGGAUUAUUGUGAUGCAGAAAAUUGUGACGAGGAAAAACAUGAUAAGAAUAAAACCAGUCGCAGUACCGAGUGGAAAUUUGAUGAAGGGGACCCCGAUGAACAGCAAAGGGACAGAUGGAGCUACCUACGAGAUAUGAAUACAUUCGUGAGGAAAAACUACAACACGACGAAAUCUCUGUAUAACUAUUUAGACGUGUCAUAUAACUGUAGUAAGGAAGAAAUUAAAAAUUCAUAUAAAGAAAAAAUAAAAGUGCAUCACCCAGACAAAGGAGGAAAAAUAAAAAAAUUCCUAGAACUAAAAUUAUCAUACGAUAUUCUAAGCAAUGAUAAAAAGAGAAAAAUGUAUGACAAGUAUGGACAUAGCAUAUUAGAAUUAUUAAUAAGUGAAAAAUUUCAAGAUUAUCAUAUUUCCUCAUCAGAUGAAAAUAAUGAACAAGUAAUAGAUGAAGAAAAUUUGAAGAUAUACGAUUUGCUUGUUCAGAAAUAUAAUAAUAUUUCUUAUUUACAUAAUUUACACGAUUUAAAAAUUGAUAGUAACCAAUACAAUGAAUUUCAAAAAUUAAUUUUCCAUUUUUUCAAUGAUGAAAACCCAAUGUUUAAAAAUACAUUUUAUUUAUACCCACUUUACUCCCCAUAUAUAUCUCUUUAUAAAAAAAAAAAAAAAAAAAGUAAAAAAAAAACACAUAAUUUGGAAUUAUCAGAAACUUCAGAAAAGUCUACCAUGCAUUAUGACGAAAUGAACGAUUCCCUCAGUUCAGGAAGAAGUGAUAUAUCUAAAAAUUCAUUUCCAUCGAAUUACAACAUAACAAAUGAAAUUACAAUUUUCGACAUAAUAAGCAGAAAACAGGUUACAAAUAUGUUUAAUGAAUUGAACUUAGAAUUUGAAUAUUUUUACAAAAACAGCAUAAUGAAUAAAAUAGAACAAUCAGAACACUUUAACAACACCAAGUACAACAAAGAAAAAACAUUUCAAAAAAUAAAAAACCAGAAUGACGAAUACCAUUCAAAGUUAUAUCCGAAUUGUUACAAUACCACAGCAACCAUAAGGAAAGAUACACAACAUCCAAUGGAAUCACCAUCAGUAGAUGAAAAUACAACACCCUCUGGAGCACACAAUUAUAAGCAUUCCCAAGAAAGAUAUAAUUUCAACAUUUCAAACAAUUUUAGUCAAAAUAACCAUGGUCAUUUUUUUAGGGAAAUUCAAACGUCUCCAAUUGCAUAUAAAAUCAUUAACGAAAAUAACGAAAAUCAUAUUACCGAAUUUUACAAAUGGUUUGAAUUUUUUUUCAAUCAUCAAAAAGAAUCUCAAAGGGAAAGAUUAGAACGUGACAAUCAAACAACCAGCACAAAAGAUACACUCACCCAACCAGAUACACUCACCCAACCAGAUACACUCACCCAACCAGAUACACUCACCCAACCAGAUACACUCACCCAACCAGAUACACUCACCCAACCAGAUACACUCACCCAAUCAGAUUCACUCACCCCACCCGACGAACGAAAUAUAAGAAAAAUUCCUUUUUGUGACUCCAAGUGUGAACAAAAUCGAAAGGAGUACCACACCCCGAGAAAAACAUUCUUGAAUAUGAAAAAUGGUGAGGCUGAAUCGAAGACUCGUAACCAUAGCAGACGCAAAGAUGAGUUGUACUUUAUGCAAAAUGAUGAAGGUAGUGCAAAAAAUAAUUAUGAAGGACUCAAAACAUUUCAAGAUUGUAGUCAUAAUUUCUGUGCAUUUGAUCAACCGUUACAUAACAGAAAUAAUGACUUCGAGAAUGCAGAAGAAAAUGGGAAUAUGCAAAACUCAAGAGAUCGAUCUAGAAACACACAUAACAACGUGUAUAGAAACAUGGGUAAUUAUCAGAAUAAAUAUACAAUUUGUUAUCAAAACAGAAACGAAUUUUAUGAAAACGCUGGAACUACACCCAUUUCACAUAUUAUAACAGCAGAAGAAAAAUCAAACAAAUUGGAAAUACAUCACCAGAAGUGGCACAACAAUAAUACCCACUUUCAGACGAACACGAAUAUAACUCCAAUAUUCAAAAAUAGUACACCGAAAAUGAGCGAAAAAAAUAAAUGGAGUCAGAAUAAAUCACACGAAAAAAAUCCAGUUGAAACAAGGAACAAUAGUAGUAAUAACAUUGUGGAAGACAAUAUAGAUCUAAAUAUUGAAGAAAAAUAUGGCUUCAAUUUGAUCAAGAAAAGUAAACAAAAAAUUAAAGAUUUAACACACGAUUUUAAUUAUAUAUAUAUAGGAAAUAAUGUAAACAAAAAGAAAAAAUAUAUAUUAUUUAUAAAAGAAGAAUGCAUCAAGCAAUUUUUAAAAAUCAAAUUACUAAUUCAUAAAAUUAGAAAAAAAUCAAAUUUGAAACUUAUAUCCAUAUUCGAACAUGAAAUAGAUAAAAAUAUAAAAAACAUGGAAUAUAUAUUACUCCUAAUAACACAUAAAGAUGAAUUGAUUCCCUUAAAUGAUUUUUACUUACUUGAUAAAAAUAUUUUUUCAAAGGACUAUUAUUGUAUACCUAUAUAUAUAAAAAAGAACAUAAUAAUUAGACCAACUUUUUUUCACUUCAAAUGGAUUGUAUACACUAUACAAUCAUUUAUUUUUUUUAAUUUCUAUUUUAAAAAAGUAAACAAGUAUAUGUGUGCUUUCCCCUUUUUUAAUUAUAAAUAUAAUAUUUUCAAAAAAUUUAUCGAACCUGAAGAAAAAAACAUUAGCAUCAGCAGAAGCAACAGAAACAGCAAAAGUAACAACCACUACAGCAACCACAAUAACAACCAACAUCAUAUAAAAGAUUUAUACAUAUUUUUUCAGCAACAUAUCAUCAAAAAUAAACCACAAUAUUUGAAAUACUUCCCUCACUCUUUAAUUCUCUAUUUAAAAGAUAUCGUAUCACCAAAUGAACACAGUACAAAAAAUAUUACUGUGAACAUACCCUCAAUUUGUGUUCUAACACCCCAUAAACCGUUGGGUCCCAUGGAAUACUAG
Messenger RNA from Plasmodium gonderi, 4542 nucleotides. Its product is annotated as DnaJ protein. The transcript has a single exon. Gene Ontology annotation, cellular component: cytoplasm. NCBI's taxonomy places the organism in Eukaryota, Apicomplexa, Aconoidasida, Haemosporida, Plasmodiidae. The record is from RefSeq and is a predicted model, not a curated record. Gene Ontology annotation, biological process: protein refolding. The coding region runs from base 1 to 4542 and encodes 1513 amino acids.